CAAACUUGUAUUUAGACGUCAUCGUGAUGGCGGGACAAGUUUGUUUUAGGUUUUUAGUCAUGUGGUUCAUUGUAACAUAAGUAGACAAUGAAGUGUUUUUCUCCUACAUGUGAUUGAUAGGGCCGAUUUUCUUCUAUAACUAAGUAUAAGUACAUUUUAUUCAGUACAGUAUCUAAUAACCAUGUUGACAUAAAUUACAUUCAAGCUCUGGCCCUUUUAAUUGAAGCAUGAAAUUCUGAUAGCGAUUCAUUUAAGAAACAAAUGAGAUGGACUUAGCUUUUGUGGAAAAGCUUAAAGAAGAGCAGCGUAAGGCCCUUGAAAACUGUGAAGAAAGAAUUGAACAAUGGGAAAAAUUCAAAAAAGAUUACGAAUCACUUAAAGAACGUCUGGAGACUUUACCUGAUGUAGUUUCUUAUGAAAUAAUGGUACCUUUUGGACCGCAGGCAUUUAUUCCUGGAUCUCUUGUCCACACCAAUCAGAUAAAAGUUCUUCUAGGAGACAACUGGUUCGUUGAAAGAUCGGCAAAACAAGCUUCGGAGAUAGCAGGUCGAAGGAUUAAGCAAUGUGACAAAAUGUUAUCUGAUUUACACAAAGAAAAGGAACAAUUUCAGAACUGGAUUAGUUACACAACAGAGAUACAGGGAGACGAAGAUGCUGUAGAAAUCAUGGAAGAAUAUAACCCUGAGAAAGAAAAAAUUUGGAGAGAGCAGCACAGGAAAAAUGUAAAAGCAUACCACAGACAAUUAGCAGAAGAAAGACAGAAACAGAAACAAACUGAAGAAAACAAUUUAACUCAAGAUGAAAAUAAAUUGGAUAUUAAUGAUGAUAAAGAGUUGUGGGCUUACUUAGAUGUUCUUGAAGAACAAGAAGAUGAGAGAAAUGAGAUGUUGGAGUCUUCAGAGGAAGAAGAAAAAGAUGUGAUAAAAGAAUCUUCUUCAUCAGAAGAUGAUGCUGAAGAUUCAGAUGAUAAAGAUGAAGAAAAAACAAAAGUGAGAUGGAAAGAUGUGAAAACACUAAGACCUAACCAGAUAACAUUCUCGCAUACUGCAUCUGAAUCAAAUGUAGAUGAAGAUCUUCAGGAAACUGUGCAUCAUAGGGAAAACGAAAAUAAAACUGACUUAGUUAACAGUCCUGCUGACAUUUAUAAGUAUUUUGGAGUUAUCUCUAAACCAAAGUCAAUUCUAAAGACAAGGUCAGAUCAGAUUGAAGUGAAGAAUGAAACAGUUAUGUUCCCUGAACAUGAAUCUGUUCCUAUCGUAAACGAAGAAGAAAUGUUUCCUUUACCUAAUUAUCGACACAACAGUACUUCGGAAACGAAAGGUCUGCAACAACCAUCGAAAACAGCAGAGAAAACGGCAUUCACGGGUGAAAUUGUAGAGAAAAGUAAGAAUUCUGGAGAUGUCGUUAACCCUGAAGAAUCACCAAUGGCUAGGCCACUUUCUCGUUUUAAGGCACAAAGAAAAGGAAUGAACAGAUAACAGACUUGAUCUUAUUAAAAAUCAAGUUAAGAUACUUUAACAGAAAUCUUCAGUAAAGCUUUGAUUUUUGUUAUGAGAAUUUUCGUGUUUAUGUACAUAGAUGUAUUCUUAAUGAAAAAUACCCAUGAACUGUUGAUCAACAAUGGAUAAGCCGUUAUUUCAUUAUAGAUUUUUGAAACUAUUAGAUUUUGAUAUUUCAAACAGAUUGUUGUAAAGUUAAAAACUAGAAGUGUUUGUGAAAGACAAAAAUACAGCAAAAACAAAAAUAAUAAAUUGUAAAAGAUAGUCUGAAAAAUCUAUUCGGGAUUGAUAAAUAGCUGAUAACACUGUACCAUGAUACCAUCAACCAUUUUCAACAAAAGAAUUGUUAUUAACUUACUUGCUGAGAGUAAGAUGAACUUAAAGUGCUUCAUGGCAGUUUACUAAACCUAAUUAUGAUAACUCUGUGCCAUGAUACUGUCAACCAUUUUCAACAAAAGAAUUGUUAUUAACUUACAAGCUGAGUAAGAUGAAUUUAAUUAAAGUGUUUCAUGACAGUUUACUAAACCUAAUUAUGAUAACUCUGUGCCAUGAUACUGUCAACCAUUUUCAACAAAAGAAUUGUUAUUAACUUACAAGCUGAGUAAGAUGAACUUAAUUAAAGUGUUUCAUGACAGUUUACUAAACCUAAUUAUGAUUGUAGUUUCGUAUGUUAAAAUGAUAAUAAAAAAUUAUUUUUAUAAAA
This is a messenger RNA of Limulus polyphemus (Atlantic horseshoe crab), 2202 nucleotides long. It is a transcript of the gene uri, whose product is annotated as unconventional prefoldin RPB5 interactor 1-like. Gene Ontology annotation, molecular function: transcription corepressor activity; phosphatase inhibitor activity; chromatin binding. The transcript has 11 exons. The record is from RefSeq and is a predicted model, not a curated record. Bases 267 to 1478 code for a protein of 403 amino acids. NCBI's taxonomy places the organism in Eukaryota, Metazoa, Arthropoda, Merostomata, Xiphosura, Limulidae. Gene Ontology annotation, biological process: negative regulation of transcription by RNA polymerase II; negative regulation of phosphatase activity.